Penicillium atrosanguineum is the source of this 666-nucleotide messenger RNA. RefSeq lists its product as uncharacterized. The coding region runs from base 1 to 666 and encodes 221 amino acids. NCBI's taxonomy places the organism in Eukaryota, Fungi, Ascomycota, Eurotiomycetes, Eurotiales, Aspergillaceae. The record is from RefSeq and is a predicted model, not a curated record. The transcript has a single exon.
AUGCCUUCCCCCACGUCACGCCCAUCUGACUCCAAGCCAUCCGAUCCAAAGCCAUCCAGCUUUAGGUCACCCAAUGGCAAACCACCCAUCUCCAAGCAUUCUUGGAACUCCAAACAAGAACACAACCCUACAUUUGAGCAGGAUCGCGAAAGCUUCUACAAAUCCCUAAUGCAUCGAAGCCGCCUCAUCAACCGUGAACCAGAGAAGUACAUGGAAAUUGCACAAUACCUAACCAAAGUAGCACGAGAGUUUGACAAGAUAAAACAACUCGCAGAUAUUUCUCAAGGAAACGGACGAGACGUCCCUCUCUGCUUUCCAGCACGAUGCGACAUGAUCAAAGAAGAAAUGCAGAAACUAAGCCAAGGACUCACGAGUAGGUCCCUGCCCCCCGCUUUGGGCUCGCUAUUGAUCGAGAUGCUCGCUAUUCACUCUGGCAGAUUGACUCUAGAUGGCAGUAGUACUGCCGUUGACCUUUCUCAGGCUUUGGAGCGGAAGAUUGGAUCGAAUCAAUUUGAUUGGAAGAGGCGGAAUAAGAUUGAUCGGAAGGGUCAACUUAUUGUUCGGUAUGCCCAUCAGAUCUUUGUUAGAUUAAACCAGGCAGUUCCGCGCUGCCAGUGUCUUCAGUGUGUUAGGCGGACACUCCCUGGUGUUACGAAGAAGGAUUGA